ACGCCCUCUCUCGUCUCGCUCACUGUCUCGCAAUCGUUCCUCUCCACCCACUGUCAUCAAGAAAAAAAGAAUCGUUCCUCUCCACCUCCCUGACGCGAGCGCGGCACCGGCGGCCGACGCAGCACCGGCGGCGGGGGAAUCAUCAUCCACACUGAAAUAUUCUUUUGUACAGAAGGUGCCUGUUAGAUCGACUGUCUACAUUGCCUUUUGAGAAAACAUAGAGGGAUCUUUCUGGCAUCUGCUCUUACGUGAAGCUAGAAUCGCGGAGGGGGUGCUCUGAUAGGUCUAUGCACCCUGUGUCGAUCUCCUUUCAACCCUUCACUGCAACUCCCGCGGGCGAUUUUCCCUCGAGGACCACUAAUGUGAGGUCUCGCGGUGAUUUUGUCAAGUUGCCAACAGUUGGAAGAAGUAGUGGAUACCGUGCCAUGAAUUCCGGACCAAAUUCUGCUUCCAGGUCUGCAACGACUGGGGAGCAGGAUUUUGCUGUGGGAGAGAAUGAUGGUGUGAUCAUAGUCGACCAUGGGUCACGGCGACAGGAAUCUAAUCUCAUGCUAAACGAUUUUGUUACUAUGUUCAGGGCAAGGACUGGAUACAGGAUUGUUGAGCCUGCUCACAUGGAGCUCGCUGAGCCUACCAUUAAAGAAGCAUUUGGAAAAUGUGUCCAGCAAGGCGCAUCCCGCAUUAUUGUCAGCCCAUAUUUCCUUUCACCUGGACGGCACUGGAAACAAGAUAUACCUUCUUUAGCAGCAGAAGCCUCUAAAGAGCACUCUAACGUGGCCUACAUUGUCACUGCUCCUCUUGGAUUGCAUGAGCUUAUGGUGGAUGUUAUGAAUGAUCGCAUCAAGUACUGCCUGAGGCAUGUUGCAGGCGAUGCCGGUGAGUGUGCAGUAUGUGCUGGGACUGGAAAGUGCCACCUCUACUCCUGAUCGUGAUGACAUGAGAGUUGCUCGAAAGUCUAAUCAGGACGCCUUGUUUUUGGCUCAUUGGCAGCGCAGAUUGAUGGCUGAGGCCAAUAAUUCCAUCUUGUUAACCCAUGCUCCUUGUUAUCUGCCAUGCGAUUAGAAAACAUUGUACCAACAAUGAUCUUGGCGGUUUCGUUCAGCUUGUAGAUCUAGAGUGUUUUCAGCAGUCUGAACAAGAAACCAUGACGAGUGUAAAUUUGUCAUGUAAAUCAAAGCCUGGUAUGCACCACCAACAAAUUUGUUAUGGCAAUGUCUGGAAUGACGCUGCAUCGCCAUCCUCCGCCAA
Triticum dicoccoides is the source of this 1248-nucleotide messenger RNA. Its product is annotated as sirohydrochlorin ferrochelatase, chloroplastic-like. The coding region runs from base 288 to 926 and encodes 212 amino acids. The record is from RefSeq and is a predicted model, not a curated record. Lineage: Eukaryota; Viridiplantae; Streptophyta; Magnoliopsida; Poales; Poaceae. The transcript is spliced from 7 exons. Gene Ontology annotation, molecular function: lyase activity.